Messenger RNA from Labeo rohita (rohu), 5750 nucleotides. RefSeq names its product solute carrier family 16 member 6b (gene slc16a6b). The record is from RefSeq and is a predicted model, not a curated record. The coding region runs from base 349 to 1986 and encodes 545 amino acids. Gene Ontology annotation, molecular function: monocarboxylic acid transmembrane transporter activity. Lineage: Eukaryota; Metazoa; Chordata; Actinopteri; Cypriniformes; Cyprinidae. Gene Ontology annotation, biological process: monocarboxylic acid transport; transmembrane transport. The transcript has 6 exons.
CGCGCCUGAAUACCGGCUUCAGCCGGUAUAAAAUCUGCCAAGCUUUAGUCAGAGGAAACAGAGACAGUGAGCUGGCAGAUAAUACUUGAUCUACUUAUUUAACCGGCAUUUAUAAAUUGUUAUAAAAGUAGUCAAACAUAAACUAGAAAGAGAUACACUUGAACAGGCUCAUUUUCUCUUAGUUGUCAGGACUUUCCUCAGAAGUGACUGCGGAUGCUCAGGUUAGGAACGAUGUUCUCCAGUUAACACUUCAACAAAGAAGCCAGCUAGCUCUGUUGGUUUUUGUUUUCUUUCAAUAUCCCGAGUUUCCCACAGUUUCGUCAACGUUUCGAAACGUCAGUGUACAUCAUGACAGGACUAAUAUCUGCCCUGAAGGGCUGCACAAGCCCCAAUGUGUACAAUGAGGUGCCAGAUGGAGGCUGGGGCUGGCUGGUGGCUGCCGCCUUCUUCUUCGUGGAGGUUUUCACCUAUGGCAUCAUCAAGAUUUUUGGCAUCUUCCUGCAGGACCUCAUGACAGACUUUAAUGAAACCAACAGCAGAGUGUCUUGGGUCAUCUCCAUCUGUGUGUUUGUCAUGGCCUUCACAGCUCCUCUUUCCACGUUGAUGAGUAACCGCUUUGGCUAUCAGCCUGUCGUCAUGCUCGGUGGACUCCUGAUCAGCCUGGGUACAAUCACAACAGCGCUUACCAACUCCAUCAUUGAGAUGUACAUUACCAUGGGAAUUGUUGCAGGCCUGGGCUACUGCCUCACCUUCCUGCCUACAGUCACCAUCCUGUUGCAGUACUUCAGCAAGCGCCGUUCCCUUGUCACAUCCAUAGCCUCCACAGGAGAAUGCUUCUCUCUGGUAGCACUUGCGCCAGCUAUGAAUGCGCUGAAGGAGCAGAUCGGCUGGCGUAACUGCUUGAUUGUGAUUGGAGUUAUGCAGGCAUCUAUUAUUGUCUGCGGGGCUCUGCUAAAGCCAAUAGUCAUUAAACCCAAACCCGCUGCCACGGAGGGUUCCACAUCCCCACUUAAAGAGCCUGAAUCCAAAUACGACCUGGAGAAUGAAAUCACACGUACCUCUAUUGGCUCUGUGGAUUCAGGGGUCCAGUCUGUUACCUCCUCCCAGAUCAACCUAUCCGAGGGCCAGGACUCUACAGAGCAGGACUCUGCAGAGAAAAAAGCACUUAAGAAACAGGAGGUAGAAGAGCAAGCAGUGGUGCCUGAGACCACACUUAAACAGAAACGAGAAGACUCGAGCGUCUCUAGGGCCAAGUUGUUGGACUUCUCCGUGCUUAGAGAUGCCAGCUUCAACUGCUAUGCACUGUUUGGCCUGUUCGCCACUCUGGGCUUCUUCGCGCCGCAGCUCUACGUCAUUGAGCUGAGCGUGAGCCGAGGAGUGUCACGUGACAGCGCCACCUAUAUGCUCUCGGCCAUGGCCGUGGCUGAGAUUCUAGGUCGUCUGUCCAUGGGUUGGGUCCUCAAUCGCAGGCCCAUCCGCAAAAUCUACAUUCUGCUGAUUUGCACGGUGCUGCUGUGUCCGGUGCUGGUCAUCUUCACCUUUGUCAAUGAGUUCUGGGGGCUCAUGUCCUGCUCUUGUUUCUAUGGCUUCCUGCUGGGCACCGUGGCCUCCAGUCACAUCCCAAUGCUGGCUGAAGAUGACGUGAUCGGCAUUCAGAGAAUGUCGUCGGCUGUUGGCGUCUAUGUGUGCAUCCAGAGCUUCGCAGGACUGGCCGGUCCACCUCUAGGAGGUUUUCUGGUAGACAGGACUGACAAUUACGGAUCAGCCUUUUACUCCUGCGCAGCUGGGAUGGGAGUCGGGGCUCUGUUUCUUGGACUGGUGCGUCCUGCCAAAUCCGGCCUUUGCCUUCGGAGAAGGAGAAAGGAGCAGCAAACAACAGACAGAGACUCCAGCUCACAGGGUAAUGAUGAUGGCCCUGCUGACUUUGUAGAAAUGGACAUGGAGAUUGACAACAGCCCUGCAAAGAGCAAACCUUGGCCAGUAUGAAUACCGUCUCACCUCAAGAGUAAACGCACUUAUCCUCCACUUGAACGAUCAUCCCAAAGGCUGCCCUACACAAACCCUUUGCAAACGGGGUAAAACAAUCACAGAUCUAACUUUACAUUAAUUAAAGAAGAGUCCAAUCACUCUUCAUUGCACUUUUCACGACCACCCAAUCAUACUCCCUAAAACACGUUUACAUUCCUCGUGUCAUUAUUUAUUGAAAGGAAAUGAGUUUUAAAAUUUCCUUUCCUGUCAUAUUGUGUGCUGCAUUCUAGUCUCCACAAGAUAGACACGCUUUUAGAGAGGACGCGAAUUAAACCUAUCAAGCAUUCAAUUCUGUACCUCUCGUUUACCAAAGUUUUAGUGUGAAAUACAACUUCGCUCUUUAUUUCAUUAUUAUAUAGUCUGCAGCCCAUCACACCACUUUUAGUUCUUGCUUUAACGUCUAAAAAAUGAAACCUCAGGCUGUUUUGCUGCUUACAGUGAGGCCGUUAUGCAUAUGUACAGUGUAUUAGGUUGCGUAAGCCUCAUUCAGAGUUGAAGGUGUGAGAAGUACAGAGCUGUUGAGUGUUUCAGGGUCAUAUGUCAUUCACUUACCUAUAGAUAACAGGUCCGUGUUCACUGGUUUAAUAUUUAACUAGUAUUGCUAUUGCAAAUGGAAACAAUGAUGGCAACAUCUCAGCUUAGAUGUUAAUGUAGCUCAUGACUUGGAGCACUUGGUCUUCCAUCAAGAGUGACCCAACGUCAGUCAGAAGUUGUUGAAUGAGGGACGAGUUAUGCUGACCAAACGUCAAUUCCUGCUUAAAGAUGUAGGCUGCCUAGAAACCAUUCAAGAGUUUCGCAUGAAAAAUUAUGGCUAAAGAAUGUCAAGUUAUCGCUGUAAUCUGGAGUGCGCCGUUUGUGCCUUGUCGAAGAAUUCUGCGGAUUUACGCAGAGCUCGUGACUUAAAGCUGGAAGCUGAUGGGGCCGUUCACAGAACACGUUCUUUCAUUUAAAAACAUGAGAUGCAAUGUUUUAAAGUGCAUUAUUAAAGUCAAUAGCCCCUUUCUCACAUACAAGCUUUACUGGUAAAUUACUGGGAUGAGAAGUUGUAACAUUACCACCAGGAGGCACAGCCAUUUAGAGGUCAUUUCCAGUUAAUGAUAUGCAAAAUUUACCGGUAUUUUGAAACUGAUGUGUGAAUGGUGCUUUACCGGUAAAAAGACGGAACGCCGCUGCUUGUGUGAACAUUUUUGUAUUUAAUGGUAAAGUUGUUCUGGUAAUUUUAUGUCAAUUUACUGGUAUUACUGUGUGAAAAGGGCUAAUGACGUCCGUCUAUGGCACUUUUAUGUAAAAACGCAUAUAUAGAACGCAAAAAACGCCAUAUUUGGCGUAGACGAAUGGAAAAACAUGCACAUUUUGAAAGAGGUAAAAGGUAAAAAGUUGAAGUUGAUUCUGUUAAAUUGUCGCGGCGUACAGUCUGCAGAUGUGUAAACAGCUGAACUUCCUUAAAAGCAACUGUAUGUAAGUUUUAUAUUAGUUUCAAGAUAAUACUGAUGGUACACCUACUUCUAAUAUAUACAUUUACGCUAAUGCGUUUCCGUUUUAAAAUGCAUAACUUUUAUGAUUUAAUUACGCUGUUUAGUUAUCGUUUAUACUACUCCAACGUUUUCAACCCAUGAAAAUGGUGACUUUUAAGAAACGCUGCAGACCCUGUUUCAGGGGCUGUUUACACAAAGUUUGUAGCCAAAACGGGAAACUUUCUAUGCAUUUGCCUGUUCGUUUACACGAGAACUGCAUUUUGGGAACUGAAAAUGCACAAUUUUUAAACAGGUUUCAAAGUGCAAGUCUUUGAAAAUGCCACCGUUAUUGUUUUUGUGUAAACACCCAAUAUGGGAAUCUUUGAAAACUGUGACAUCAUGCGCGUGCGUAGUACGUAUUAGGUAUGUAGACAUAUUUAAAGGUGAGUGUGAACAAACAGUGCGCCAACUACUGGCCUGGUAUAUGUAAUGGCAGUUUUCACAGACAUGUGUAAAUGCGAAUCGUUUUGAAAAUGUUCUUGUGUAUAUGUUAGACUUUUUUAAAACGCAAGGCAAAAACUUUACCAGUUUUGACUGCACCGUUGUCGUGUAAACGUAGCCUUAGUUUUUAAAAACUCUGCGGUUACGUUUUAGGCUACAUUUACACUAGUGCGUUUUUGUUUUAAAAUGCAAAACGUCUGCUAUGGUUACGCCUGUCAUUUACACUACUCCGGUGUUUUCGGCGAUCGAAAACAGAGACUUUCAAAAACCCUGCCGACUCCAUUUUUGUUUGAAAACUCCGGGGUUGCGUUUCAUUGUAAACAGAACAAAACUGAUGCUGCGUCCGAAAUCGCAUACUGCUUAAGUAGGCACUACAUUUAAAUAUGAACGUACUACCCGACCGUUAAAAAGUACGUUCUAUAUAGUAUGAAUGUGGGUAGUAUGAAUGGAAUUCGGACGUACUACAUCCGCCAUAUUGAUGUUGUCACGUGUCAUGCGUCGUCACAACAGCGCGAAAAUUUAAAGAGACUCCACUGCACGAACACCGGCACCGGCAGUGUUCGGCGUUUUAACGUUGAUUGGACAGACAGCUCAGAGAAGGCGUCGGUCAGCUGCUCGCAGAUCACGCCUUCGUACACAGCUUCUAGAUUAUUUAUCAAAUAACGUUUCGAUUUACAAUAUCAUCCGUUUAUUUAGAUUGUGUUAAACAAGUGUAAUUUAAUCACAAUAAACAACGUUUUUUACACUUGAAAUGAGCCACGUCUCUCACGUUCCGCCAUUUUUCGAAUAUGACGCCUCCUCUCCCGGAGCCUCAUGGGAUAUGAAAGUGUCCAUGAUAUGCGUACUACAGAAUUCGGGCGGAAGCAGUAGGUCAUCCGGGUACUUCUCGCCUACUGAAUUUCGAAUACUAUGAAUUCGGACAUACUACUCGCCUCGCAUACUGUUUUUCGCGUACUAUAUAGUAGGGAAGUAUGCGAUUUCGGACGCAGCUUGAGACUUUUGAAAACAAUUGUUUCUGAAACAGAGUGAAAACACCAGUGUAAACGAGGAUUUUUUUUUUUCAUUUUAAAAUGAAAACGCACUAGUGUAAACAGUCGAGUAGUGUUCUGUUUUUUUCCCAUGCCUGCCCCAUGAUUGCUGUUCGGCAUGUGUACAACUAUCCACCGACAUUACUACAGUGAUAUAUUUACAAUAGUGAAUUCCACUCACUUAACUGUAGGGGGCUCCAAAGUUGCAAUAAUCUACAAAACUACAUACAGUUGCUUUAAUUUUUGAUUAAAUGCACUGCAGUGGUCAUAGAGGUCCGUAUAAAAUAGCGCAGUGGAACGUGUUCUGUGAGAACGGCCCUAAAAUCAUACACUGAAUGAGCAUUUUGACUGUAGUAUUUUUUGUGUGUAAUUCACUACAUGAAGACUUGAUAAUUUGAUGGAGAGAAAUGACAGUAUGUGGGCUCUUAAAAUGAAAAAAGAAUGAAAUGUAUUCUAGCACCAUGUACUGCAUACGAGAGGAGUCUGUAGGUAAAUCCCAUUGAAGCACUUACCUAAUAACUUGAAAUCUCAUGUACCUCUUAUGUUCUGUAAACUCUUUUAAUUUGUCAUACGUGUAUUUAAACACAGGUUUACUUAGGUUUUGUACUUUUGAUGAACACGUUUUGUGCGUCUUUUUUCUGAUUUUUUUUUUUUUUUUUUUAAUGUAAUGCAGACUUCUGAAUAUUGCAAUGACAGUAUAUGUUCAAAGUAGAAUAAAAGCAAUGAUUUUUAUAACUGA